ACAAUGGCGAGCGCGCUUGCACUUCGGUCUGGAUCUCAAAGGGCCUCUGAGCGGCGACCCAACCAAACGACCCGAAGAAAGCGCAAUCUUUCCUCCUUUUGAUUAUGGCAGAAUAGAACUAAGUACUUUAUAAUAUUGUUGUAGAAGUUCUGAUGAUGUAAGAACCUCCUAGUAAUACUUACUUAGACGCCACUCCGUUUGAUGAUCGUGUUAAUCCUAAUGAUACAGUACAUCACGUACGUCUACGUUUUCAAUUGUUCUCUCCUCUAACCUGCAACCCGAAGUGUCGUUUUUGUCGAGGCAGCGUCGAAGGAGGGCUCGGGCUCGAGCGUACCAGACGAAGUCCGCUAUCACAAUCCCGUUUUGAUCAGCCAUCCUUGCUUUGGGUUGCAAAACGCCAACCUCUUUCAAGCUCGCCUCAGUCGCAAGCGCUUUCAGGAGGCUCAGGCAGCUGGAUCGAUUCCUACGCCAGAUUCAGCGGAGCGCCUAAAGGAGUACUGGACAGAGGAUGCUGCAGCGGCAGUUAAGGCUCAAUAUCAAACAGAAGCAAACUUUUCGAUUAUUAAGUAUGAGUACUUUUUUUUUGUUUGAUGCUUCUCCUUAAACAUAGAGAUAGAGGACUAGGAAUUUUUCAAAAGGUAAAUUUGAAAUAUUUAGAUUUAUGGUUAUGAUCAUUACUAGGGGAUGAAUGUUGUAUUAAUAAAUUGUGAGGUCUUAGUUUUUACCUCUAUAUUCAGGUCACGUAUUCAUCCUCGGAGUCAAGCCAGGUGCCGGGAGGCUUCGAUGUGCAGGAUUCACAACCUAACCUAACCUCUAUAGGCUUAUCCCUUCAAACAAUGUUUUAAUAAAUUGUGAGUUCAUCAUCUAAAGCACCUUCUCCUUGGCUCGGCGACGCAGCGCUGGUUUUGCCGGGAGGUAAGAGCUUGGCUCCGGGAACGACUGGAGAGGAGAACAAGGACGCGGAUGCGUUCAAGGGUGUCGAUGGAACGAGCGUCGACGAAUUUGAAUUGAGUCGAGGCGUCGCGCCCCUGGGUGAAGCUGGUUGUACGGUUGCGCAAUUCGAGGAGUCCUUGUUGGCUUCCUGGAAUCUGCGCGCGCCUGCUUCGUUCCGCGUGGCCGCCGGUGCUAAGGGCUUUGAGUCUCUCUUUGGCCACCUACGUCCAGGAGACUUCGUGAAGCAGGUGGAGGCUGUGCAUGCUUUGCCUAUGCUUCUUUUAAGGGUAGGUUAAAGGUGCUUUUCUUGCCGCUUUUUAUGCGAAUCUCCUAAGGGAGAAAGAAAAAAAGCGGGGUAAGCGAGCACCAAAAACCUACCUCUAAUUCUUCCGAGUGCGGGUGGUCUUGUCGUGACCGGAGAAAAGGGUGUCACCGAUGCGGAGCGGGAGGAACCGAUGCAGCGAUAUGAGCACAAAAUCGAAGAGGACCAGGCUCAAUGCGCCAAAGCCACCUACGCUCGUCUAUUUUCCACUAGGUUGGAGCAGACGGCAGUCACGGCAGCUCAUCCCGAUAUUCUGCCGGCUGCCAAGGACACACAACAACUGCUUCGACGUUGUAAGAAGACCGACUCGCUUGCAACCUGUACGGGAGGCGUGUCCUCGGACAAGGACAAGCCAUCUGGAGGAUGGUUUUCCUCUCCGUCUGCUGCGAAAGGACACGUGGACUUCCAUGAUGCACUUGCAAACCAGGUAUCGCCGACGCUGUUCGUAACGGUACGCACGCACUAUGCACCGCGUGAAGUUUCGCGCUGGGAAAAAAUGAUGGGCCCGGUGCUGAUUCGCAAGGACGAACACGGAGUACAACACUCACUUCCGACGGACGUCGUGCUAGGUUAAGGCUGCCGCGAAUGUAAUCCACCAUCUUCAGAAGAUUAUUGAUAGUACAUCUUGGAAGAGCUCCUGUCGUCUCUUAUAUAUAGAAAGAACCGACGGCACGAAGAUGCCUGAUCUGAUCUGAGGAUGGAUACAAUCAAGGGUCGUGAGCUCUAAGUAGACCUGCGUGCGAGGAAAAUCCAUACGCUCAUCUUCUACUUCGGGUUCCAGAAGUGCCCGUGUUGCCGCAAAUUGGGUCCAAAGGUUGUUGAAUGGUACAACAACAAGGAGAAGAACCUACCUGGUACGGAAAUCAUCUUCGUCAGCUUCGACAAAACGCAAGCACUAAGCGAGGAAUAUUACGGUCAUAUUCCCUGGCCUCGGUUGCCGUUUCACGAAAGCUGGAGCAAACGGGGCAAAACCAUGCGUGCGGAAGGAGGCACUUGCCCGAAGUGUCCAAAAGUACAACUCUAAAGGUUGUGACCAACGUAGUUUUUGGAAUUUGAAAGUCUAGAAACAGGAGGACUUAUAACGAAUGCCAAUCAAUGUGCAUUUAUCUUUGAAAUGAUAGAUUGGAGAAAUAUCUAGAUUGGUGGAGAAACAUCUAGUAAUGUGUGUGUGACUUCACCUCCUCCGAAAUAACUCCAAAACACACAGGUGACUCUUAGAUCAUGAGGAACAACUUUUAUUGAUAAAUAUCAAAUCAAACAGGUGACUCGGUAUCCUACGUUGCUCGUUGUCGACGCACGAACUGCGGAGUUCAAAGCCAAGUUUGUCGGUGAUGGCACAACACUGGUAAAUCUGCAAGACCAGCUCCCCGAUGGCGCACUGGAAGACGGAAAUAUCGUCGAAGAGGGCCUUGAGUAUCAAGAGAUGGGGGAGGAAGACUUCGUAGAAGAAAUGGCCCUCAAGAUACACGGCAAGAAAAGUUCGGCUUCUGUUAAGGCUUUGACGUUCUUCACAACUAGGUAGCAUCGAUUGUACUAGUCCGUGGUAAUAAUUUCGACAUUUUUUAAGUAGUGGAAUGAAAUUUGAGUAGCAUCUUCAUGUUUGUAUCAUCGGAGGUUUGUCGAAGAUACGGAUCCAUCAAGAAAUAAAUGUUGGUUCAUCACGCUCUCCUAUCUAGCAAGAUGAACAGUGUCCUGGAACGAGAAGAAUCUGUUCUAACUCGAGGGCAGGAAAGGAGACACCUAAAAACGAGGAGGCGGUUGAGGCGAAGGUGGCUGAAAAGAAGGACGUUGUGCGAGUGAAACUGCUGACCCUGGCUUCGCCGUCAUCUGGAGUGCGAACAGACUCAUCUUCGGGAGCAACUGACGUGGUUCCUUGGGGAGCAUUGCUGCCUCGCAACGAGUUUCGCGUCACCACAGAGCAUUCCGCUUGGUUACCGCGAACGAGUUUUUUCUUGGACAAUGCAGGAGGAACUUCUUCUGUAUCUCCAUUACAACGCGUGAUCAACUGGUCGUCGCAGUCGCUUUUUGGGACGUCGCGACUAGACGAGAUUGAAUGCCUACUGCACUUCCAAGAUGGAACUGUCAACUUCUGCACCACGACUGCGAAAGCCAGUGGUUCUGGAUGGGUCUCGCACUUGUUUGGUGGUGGCGGAAGUGCGGUCGACUUUGCAAAUGUGGUUCGGGUUUCGCUCCGCGCGUUCUCGCUAGUAUCUUCUACAAAGAGUGGUGGUCAUGGAGGUCAUCCGGCAAAGUACGCCAAUUUCCGGCUGCACCCUUUCGCAGAGGGCACGUCCAAAGGGAUUGGAAGCGGGCUCAUCGGUCGAAGGUCCCUCGCCGCAAGGCAGGCGACGCGCACGGUGGAGCAGACCGCACGGCUUUGCCGGGCAGCGUUUGGGCUAUUGCCGGAGCAUAAGGAAGCGGUCCCUGGCGACGCUAAGGCGAGCAAGAUGAUGUACUCUCCCUCGACUGACCUGGUUGCUACCGCGGGGGACGCGUCUCUGCUGGACGCGACGGCCAGUCUUCCAGCUGUGCAGAUCGUGGUUGCCGCGCAGGGAAAGCUGCUGUCAGCAGUGGAGACGCGGCACAGCUGCGCAAAGCCGAAAGAUCGCCUUGACGACUGCGGACAUGAGGUCUUUCAGGCGAUUGAAGGAGGACCCGGAAUUAGCAGCGCUUCUUCCGACCACGAACGACUUAUGUCGUAUCGAACUGCCGUAUCCAGUGACCUCGUUUGCGAUAUGAAGUACGACGACCGGAGCGCCUUUGGCAUUGACGAUCUACUCCACUUGCAGGGCUUGCCUGUGGAAAUCCUCGCUCCUCUCGAGAAACAACAAGAUCGACAAGGUACUAUCGUCGGCACGGAGAAGACUACGAAAAAUGUCGAGGUUAAGGCUAUAUUUUUAAUUUGUAGAACAUCCUUGUUAGCAUGUGGAGUCUGAUCGGUAAUGAUCCAGGUACAGCGGUUCCGCAGUAUCUCGGAUCACAUGCUAAGAACAUCCACCUUAUAGCAUGAUCGCCCUUGGCUCUUUUUCUACUUGUGAAAAAGAAGCCAAGCAGGAAGAUGGUCUCAGGGAUGGGGCUAGCUCUAACGAGGGGAGAGUGCUGCGACAGGUUUCGUUCCCGGCACUGCGGAUCUCACGCGCACUAGUGGAGGGCUCGUAUUUCGACCUCCAAGCUCACUGGCUUGCCCACGUGCAGGGUUUAUGGGGAGCGUUGCCGGUUGCUGGGGAUGCAGGUCCUAUUAAACCUCGCGUCGACAUGGCUUCCCUUCAGUCUUUGCAGCAGCAGCUACGACAGGCGGGAACGACGAGCACUGAUUAAGGCUUAUACAUAGCAAUUUACAGGUUAAAAAUGACAGCUUAAGCAUAGACUAAAUAAAACAACCGGUUAGUUUUUACCUCUAGCGUUUAGCCCUUCCAACGAACUAUAUUAGUUUUCUAUAGCUUUUAAAUAGUUUCUCUAUGAAGAAGCUUUCUUCAGUAUGAUCCUAGCGUGAAAGUGAACUUCGUUCUUAAAAAGAUUGAUGUGAGGACAGCGGAACCUCAAGCUCCAAUUUGAUGCAGGCGCAGACGGGUGGCAAGACACGGUGAAAAAGGUAAUCGCCUUGCAGAAGGAGGGUAAGACAGGUAACAAAGGAGCACAUCAUCAUGAUCAGAAGAUCGUUCUUCCCAUUGUUGUCCGGGUCUACGAGUCCCACGCUGCCCAUGGCGGCCAAAGCGGCAUCCUAGACCAAGGUGGCAUCCACGUGGCCAUACAACGUCGCCACUUGCAGCUUGAGGGCAGUUUGCGGACAUCAAGUGAAGACUCGGCUGCAGUUGCGAAAGCGGACGCCCUAUUCAGGUUGCGAUCCUGGUCGUUGCCGAGUUUCUCGCAGGGAGGAGGAGGACCGCACGGUUUGCUAGAUUUUCCGCUCGCCCACGGCAAGCUCGAGGUUGGUGCACAGCUUCAUCUUAGCACGACUCAGAUCGGCUACCUUUCGAGCGGACGCUUUGCUGUGCACUUGCUGGCGAAGAAGCAGGAGGAUCGCGUUGCAUCUUCUAGCAUCUCUCAGUCUCAGCUCUCCUCAUCCUCGUUGCUCAGCUCUGACGCAGUGUACACGUGCUGGCCUGGACGAGUGCAGAUUCCGCUGUUGCAAUACCGAUCAGUCGAGGCUGGAGAUCUAGACGAGUGCUUGGCUGUCCUGGACGCAGAGAAUGCUCGUGGCGAUGGUGAAGCUGGAACAAGCAUGCAAAUUGUGUACCACGCGACGUCUGACAUCUAUCACGGAAAAGUGGAUGAGGAUGAUGCGAAGUCUACUACGAACACAGCUUUUGGUACAACCACUACCUCCACAGUGUCCAACUCGCAGAUGAAGGUCUUGAGCCCAUCGGAUUUCAUCGCAGGCAAGCAGAGUACUUCAUCUAGUUCUAAAAGCGAAACUGGACGAACUACAACAGCACAGCAGUUUUUUCCGAUGGUCACACUGCAACAUCAUGGCCGCUUAGUGCCAGCGUACCUGGAUAUCCAGGUAACCACAGCAGCUGGAUCUACUGCAGGCGCAACUACGUGGACGGUCCCAUCGCAUUUGCUACUCCAGAUGUGGUCUCUUGAGGAUUUCCGGCUGCAGGUGAUGAUGCGGCACGUGCUGCCAAUGUUAAGGGUUGAAACAUUUCAUAUUUGUACGCUGUAUUUGACACCUGUCAAGACGAAAUAUGUCAAAUAUGUAAGACAAAUAUGAAUUGUUUCAACCUUUAACAAUGCGUUCUGCUGCUCAUCAAGGAGGUUCGAGUCGGGUUCCCGCAACGGACUCCCUACUGAACGCCGGCCAGGACGUGCUGGAGAAAGGUCUGCAAAUUGGGCUACGGCAGAAGAACGGAGGAGGCGACUUCGUUGGUGGCAGCUUGUUGUCGGAUGCUUCAUGGUAUGAAACGGUGCGUGCUGUGGCAGAUCGCACUACUCUGCAAUUACUGGCAGCAGGUGCGCUCGCUCCGGACGACGUGACAACUGUGGAGGGCAUGAAAUCAAGUGCGAAAACGACUGCAGAAGCGGGAAAAUACGCGUCGCUGGAAUUAGCGGUUAUCGCUGACGUGAACGUGUUGUUGCAGCCUUUGCCGUCAGAGCAUCAUGCUGAACGUUCUUCAUCUUCUUCGUCCGCGCAUCACCAGACUGCUGUGCACACGUCGCAUACGAAGCCGGCGCACGCAGCAGUUGUUCGUCCCCAUAAUGCAGGGGAAUCCGAGCCCGAGGAGCUACAGCCUGCACAACCGGCAACGGAAGUUUCUUUAGGACAUCUUUGUUCAGCACUUUCCAACUAGACAUUAGCUAAAAGAUGCGGUCGUGAGAGAGGGGUUGACGGUUGUAACCUUAAAGGUGAAGAAGAAGAGAGAAAAUCGUGCGAAUUUGUUGAAAACUAACCUGAAUAUUUCUAAUCAAUCCGGGAGCAAAUAAGGCUGAGCGUCCAUGUUCGACGACUGAGGUUCUCUGCGCAUCAAUCUUUUUUGGUCUGCUCGCCUAUCUGGUUACCCGCUUAAUUCUGGCUGCGCUGGCGCGACUCCGCGAUCGGAACAAGGCGCGGGAGAACAACCAAACUUACGGGCUAGUUGUACUGCCAUGACUUUGACUUAUAAUCACAGUAUCAUGUUGUAGGACUCAACUGCCUUUGACAGCAAAGGAUUCUCUUUGUAUGUCUUUUUUCAAACGAAGUAGUACUUAUACUUGCGCUUAAUGGGUAACAACAAGACUACGAAGUUACCACAACCGUGGCCAUCCAUCUUCUAAGAAAAGUGGCCAUUGGAGUCUCCUCUUUCUGACAACAAGAAUCGCAACUUAUCUGCGAACUACACUCCCGCGAAGAGUCUAGGGUUUUACGGCUACAGUGAGGACAGGCCGAACGACAGGGAUGACUGGCGAAGUUCGUUCACCGGUUUUGGUGGGUGGUUGACAGAAGGAGAAGAUCCGGAGGACGACGCAAGUGAGAGGGCAAGGCUUUUGUAA
Molecule: messenger RNA, 7225 nt
Organism: Amoebophrya sp. A25
Lineage: Eukaryota; Dinophyceae; Syndiniales; Amoebophryaceae
Source: the annotation of a GenBank genome assembly